GGCUUCUUGAUGGCAACAAACAGCUAUGCUUUCCUCGUCUCGUCUCUGCCUCAAGCAGCAGCUGCGGCUCCUGGGGUGACGGGAACGGGCGGAAGCAGCCGGGGUGACGCAAAAGGAACACCUCCUGACGCACCGCUCCUGGCAGAGGCUGUUGCGUCGUUUCUGGCCGGGGACCCCGGCGAACUGAGGCCGGGUAGUGCCGAGGCAUCCACGCCACUCCGGGCAGUCAACCGAAGCUGGCUGGGCGCUGCCGACAAGGCGAGGGCAGCCGCCUCGGGCAGUCGAAGCAAGGAGGAGGACCUUGCUCGCCGUCGUGACGCGCGCCGCGCUCGAGAUACGGUUACGGGGCUGUUGCAAGCGAUAAAAGACGACACAGUAAUACCCAGCAGUACCGAUGGGGAUUCGUUCGCACACGACUGGAAAUACGUGGCGCGCAUGCUGGCGGCGAGAAAAAGUAGGGCAGACGCGUUUAAUAAUAUUAAUACUCCGGAGCCAGCAGGUAAUGGCAUUCGUAACAACAUCCAUGCGAGGCAGAGUUUUUUCCUGCAAAUUUUCGAAGCUUUUGUCGCGCAAAAUGUUGAUCAACACGGGAGCAGCUCCCGCUCCCCAGAGGUUCCGGUGGCAAGGGAUCCGACUCCCGACGGUAUCAAAUGUGAAAAUGUCUGGGUCUGGAAGAUUGCCAGGUUUGUCAUGCACAUUUUCCAUGACCCAUGAUGUCUGUGAUGCAUGCCCUAGCAUCACAGAUUUUUUGAGGGCAUCUUGAUGCCUAGUCCGCAUGACAAAUGUCCUCUCUGCGUAGCAAAAAUUGCAUUCUACUCUUUGCUGCUCAUGCAAUGCAAGCUUUUUUGGAAUCCAAAUGCAGCAUCACAAGUUCCACCCUUCCAGACCCAGACAUUUUUACAAUCCAUACACGGCGGUCCUGUGCAAGGGAUCUUCCCGACUGAGCUCCUGAUUUCGUUGGAAGACGCGAUUGGGAGGAUUUGCACCGCGCCCGACCUGGGGAGGAUUUGCUUCCCGACAUCUGCAGGUUGGGGAUCGAUGGACGACUCGAGUAUCUCUGAUCUGACAUACUACACCAUUUGGCCCCUCGCACGCGAAGUCGUCACGCAGGUGAAGAUUGUUGUCUGCACCCCGGCACGACCUCCACGUGAAAGACCAGGCGCGGUGACUAUUGCUGUCAUUCAGGGUCGGAAUGAUCCUCCGCUAGAGAUCCCGGGUCCGGGGCUUGCACAGAACCAGCUCAGCAUGACACACCCGCUUUCUCGUCGAAACGGAGUGGGAAUGCGGGUAGAGGCCGAACCCGCUCGAACCGUCGGACCUGCGGGUGGUCCUGCAGGCGAAGUUCAAAAGUACAACCUACGCAUUGCAAAUGUACUGUAGUGUGAGUCCGGUCUUCUUCUGAUGUGCAUGUGACAGAUGAACUUGGAGGCACCAUGCUAGUAACAAGUAAGUAGUAGCUAUUAGCCUGCUACUGCGGUAUUCUUUCUGUGAUAUUCUGCACGACGAACAACGCGAGCUCACCCAAUGAGUAGGCACUUGUAGCCGAUCACUACGCUGCUGCUGCAUGAAAAAAUUGUGUGGGUGCUGUGUCGUGUAGUUUUUCCGUGUUGGCCACGACAAAUCGGACUACUUUGGCAAGAAACCAAACAAGCGGCGCUCAUCUAUCCGCCUUUAUCUAUACAUAAUUCUGGAGAAAUUAUAAACAUGCUUGACAAGCUGUGUGAAAGUUCCAGACUCAGACUACAGAAACAGAUUUGCAAUGCAUACGACCACUUCAGAGCGGUGCGGUUACAUUUUUACAAAAAGCCAUAGUCGGCGGAGCCUAAGUCGGAGUCUUUUCGGGGAAAAGACGCACCAUUAUAAUUAUUUGCGACGUUGUACCGAACUUACUUUGUGUUGCAUAGAG
Messenger RNA from Amoebophrya sp. A120, 1906 nucleotides. The record is from the annotation of a GenBank genome assembly. NCBI's taxonomy places the organism in Eukaryota, Dinophyceae, Syndiniales, Amoebophryaceae.